AUGGUUCGCCUGCUGGGCCGAACCGCACUGGCAGUCCACGGUGGUUGCGCCGGUCUGCCACGGAAGUCCGGCGUGCAGCCAAGCCGUGCGCGUGAUGUUGUUGGACUGAGCGCCGGCCUGGGUGACGCAGCCGCCGAUCACCUGCUCGAUCAGCAACGGGUCGAUUCCCCGACCGGUCGAGAACGCCCCUUUGUGCCGCUCCGAGGAUCUCGGCGGCGUGCAGACCGGCGAGCCAACCUCCGCGCUUGCCGAUCGGUGUACGGACAGCCUCGACGAUUACUGGGCAGGAGACAUCAGUGGCACAGCCUGCAUUCCCCCGAGGGAAUCGACUUCACGGACCCCGACAUCUACGCGGAACGCAUGCCGUUCGAGUUCGCCGAACUCCGGAAGACGGCCCCCGAUGGUGGAAUCCGCAGCCCCGGAAAUCGAGGUCAAGGAAGUCUCGCAGCGAAGCGACAUCUUCUCGACCCACGAGAACACUGCGAUUCCUCGCUUCGCCGACGACAUCCGCGCGAGAACGUCGAGAUGCAGCGAUUCAUCCUCAUCAACAAGGACGCUCCGGAGCACACCAAGCUGCAAGCUGGUUUCACGCGUGGAUUCACCCGCAGGAGCCAUCAGCAGCCUGCGCGAAGAGGACGACCGAGCGCGCCGAAAAGAUCGUCAAGACUGCGGCUGCCGGUGGUGCCGGAGACUUCGUGGUUCGGAGUCGCGUCCGAACUUCCGCUGCAGGCAAUCGCCGAGCUUCUCGGUGUGCCUGCAGGAAGAUCGAAUGAAGCUCUUCGACUGGUCAACCAGAUGACGUCCUACGACGAUCCUGAGUUCGACAUCGACCCGCAGGCAGCGUCGAUGGAGUAUUCUGGAGAAUACGCGUGUACCAGAUGGCGGAUCAGCGCAAGAAGUGUCCCGCCGAUGACAUCGUCACCAAGCUCAUCGAAGCUGACAUCGACGGAAAUGAGCUCUCCCCCAGAGGAAAUUCGGCUUCUUCGUGAUUCUGCUUGCGUUGCCUUCCUCGACAAUCCCGACCAGUGGGAGCUGUACAAGAAGGAACGCCCGGGCCACCGCCUGGCCGACGAGAUCGUUCGUUGGGCCGCCUCGGUGACCUCUUUCAGCGGCGCACCGCGCUCGAAGACACUGAACUCGGGGACAGAAGAUCAAGAAGAGGGCGAUCGCGUCGUGAUGAUGUACGCGUCGGCCAACUUCGGCGAAGACGUCUUCGAGAACCCCACGAAGUUCGACAUCAUGCGUGGCCUGAAUCCGCACCUCGGAUUCGGCGGCACGGGUGCGCACUUCUGCAUCGGCGCCAACUUAGCUCGUCUCGAAAUCGAUCUGAUCUUCCAACGCGAUCGCCGAUCACCUACCCCGACAUCACCAGGCUCCGGCGAUCCCCCGUCGCCUGCGCGCUCGGGCUGGCUCAGCGGCAUCAAAGAGUUUCAGGUUGAUUACAAGACAUCGGGCUGCCCGGUCAAACGC
Molecule: messenger RNA, 1470 nt
Organism: Mesorhabditis spiculigera
Lineage: Eukaryota; Metazoa; Nematoda; Chromadorea; Rhabditida; Rhabditidae
Source: the annotation of a GenBank genome assembly